Molecule: messenger RNA, 2437 nt
Organism: Mastomys coucha (southern multimammate mouse)
Lineage: Eukaryota; Metazoa; Chordata; Mammalia; Rodentia; Muridae
Gene: Hdac10
Product: histone deacetylase 10
Exons: 20
Coding region: 282-2288 (668 amino acids)
Biological process (GO): chromatin organization
Cellular component (GO): histone deacetylase complex
Molecular function (GO): histone deacetylase activity
Source: RefSeq, a predicted model, not a curated record
GACGAAGUCUGUAAAAGAGGAAGCCGGAAGUUAGGCGUUUGGAGCCACGCUGUAGACCCAGUUUAGCUCAGUUUCCCGCGGUUGGCUUCUAUCGGCCGGGCUGGAGCCCGGACCUGGGCCUGAGGUGAUUCCCCCUUGCGCAGGCCCAGUGUUCACUACCCGGCUCUGUCCCAAGCGAGGACUCUUUACGUGCCUACUGUUAGGUGAGACUAGGCAGUGCAAUCACCUGCCGACAGAGGGCGUGUUGCCAUAGAGCGGAUCCUAGUGACCAAGGUGUAGCCAUGGGCACAGCACUUGUGUACCACGAGGACAUGACAGCCACUCGACUGCUCUGGGAUGACCCCGAGUGCGAAAUUGAGUGCCCAGAGCGCCUGACAGCUGCCCUGGAUGCCCUGCGGCAGCAUGGCCUAGAAGAAAGGUGCCAGCGUUUGUCAGCUUGUGAGGCAUCAGAGGAAGAGUUGGGCCUGGUGCACAGCCCGGAAUAUAUAGCCCUGGUGCAGAAGACCCAGACCCUGGAUGAAGAGGAGCUCCACGCACUGUCUAAGCAGUAUGAUGCUGUCUACUUCCACCCGGACACUUAUCACUGUGCCCGGCUGGCAGCGGGGGCUGCACUGCAGCUGGUUGAUGCAGUGCUAACAGGAGCUGUGCAAAAUGGGCUUGCUCUGGUGAGGCCUCCAGGGCACCAUAGUCAGAGGGCAGCUGCCAAUGGAUUCUGUGUGUUCAACAAUGUGGCUAUAGCAGCCAAAUAUGCCAAGCAGAAAUAUGGGCUGCAGAGGAUUCUCAUUGUCGACUGGGAUGUCCACCAUGGCCAGGGCAUCCAAUAUAUCUUCAAUGAUGACCCCAGUGUCCUUUAUUUCUCCUGGCACCGCUAUGAGCAUGGAAGCUUCUGGCCAUUCCUCCCAGAGUCUGAUGCAGAUGCAGUUGGCCAAGGGCAGGGCCGAGGUUUCACUGUCAAUUUGCCCUGGAACCAGGUUGGGAUGGGAAAUGCAGACUAUUUGGCUGCCUUCCUGCACGUGCUGCUCCCGCUGGCCUUCGAGUUUGACCCUGAGUUGGUGCUGGUGUCAGCAGGAUUUGACUCUGCUAUCGGCGACCCUGAGGGGCAGAUGCAGGCCACACCUGAGUGCUUUGCCCAUCUCACACGGCUGCUGCAGGUGCUGGCUGGUGGCCAGAUUUGUGCCGUGUUGGAGGGCGGAUACCACUUGGAGUCCUUAGCACAGUCAGUGUGUAUGAUGGUGCAGACACUGCUUGGCGACCCCACACCUCCCCUUCUUGGUCUCAUGGUGCCGUGUCAGAGUGCCCUGGAGUCCAUCCAGAGUGUCCGGACAGCCCAGACCCCUCACUGGACAAGCCUCCAGCAAAAUGUGGCCCCAGUUCUGAGUCCCAGCACCCAGUCUCCUGAAGGGAGAUCUCUGCCUCUGCUUGGUGAGAGUCCCACAUGUGCAGUAGCAGAGGAUUCACUGAGUCACCUCCUGGACAGACUGUGCCUCCACCCUCCAUCUCCAGUCUGCACAGCUGUGGCCUCGACUGUGCCAGGUGCUGCUCUGGCCUUGCCUCCUGGAGUGCUCCAUAAAGAAGGGUCAGUCUUGAGGGAGGAGACUGAAGCCUGGGCCAGGCUUCACAAGUCCCGGUUCCAGGAUGAGGACCUUGCCGCACUGGGGAAGACUCUGUGUCUCUUAGAUGGAAUCCUGGAUGGGCAGAUAAGAAGUGCCAUAGCAACCACAUCUGCCCCUGCCACAGCAGCAACUUUGGAUGUGCUCAUUCAGCGAUGCCUAGCCCACAGAGCUCAGAGGCUGCUCUGUGUGGCUCUGGGACAACUGGAUCGACCCCUGGACCUUGCAGAUGAUGGGAGAAUUCUGUGGCUCAACAUCCGGGGCCAGGAGGCAGCCAUCUGGUCCAUGUUCCACUUCUCCACUCCACAGCCACAGACAACUGGAGGGUUUCUGAGCCUCAUUUUGGGUCUAGUACUGCCCUUGGCCUAUGGCUUCCAGCCUGACAUGGUGUUGAUGGCACUGGGGCCUACCCAUGGCCUGCAGAACGCCCAAGCUGCUCUCUUGACUGCAAUGCUUCGGAGCCCAGUAGGAGGCCGAAUUCUAGCCGUAGUGGAAGAGGAAUCCAUACUUCAGCUUGAAAGGACCCUGGCACAGGCAUUGCAUGGGGAAACACCUCCCAGUCUGGGCCCUUUCUCGAUGGCCUCUCCAGUGGAGAUCCAGGCUCUUACGUUUCUAAAAGCUCAGCUGAAGGCUCGGUGGAAGUUGCUGCAGGUGGCUGCUCCUCCACCACAACCGUGACCGCCAGUCGCUUGAAAUCGGUCAAGGUGGGCGAUUCCUUCUUGAAGAGCACACUCGGGCCCCAGCGAACCAUGGCCGGAGACCUACGUCCCGUCUGCGGCCCAGGCUUCCUACCUCCAGAACAAUAAAUAUCGGCUAAACAAAACACA